Haliotis rubra (blacklip abalone) is the source of this 3049-nucleotide messenger RNA. Its product is annotated as cell surface hyaluronidase-like. NCBI's taxonomy places the organism in Eukaryota, Metazoa, Mollusca, Gastropoda, Lepetellida, Haliotidae. The record is from RefSeq and is a predicted model, not a curated record.
AUGGCGACAUGCGAGAAUAUACGAGAACAUUUCAGCGGACUGAAAGAUUCAAGAUGGCGACGGCCUUUUAGUGUCGUCUGUUUGUCUGUUCUGGGCGCUGCGUUCUCUACCUGCCCUCACACAAUUCCGGGUCUGAAGAGAUGGUCUCGUGCUUCAACUUGGCCAGGGAGUCGGAAACCCGCACUCAACGCCAGGGUGGUCAUCACUGAACACGUCCUCCUGGACGAGUCACCACCAGAACUCCACAGCAUCAUCAUCGAGUCACGUGGUCGCCUGGUAUGGAGCCCGGAUGGAGACUACAACGUCACGACCCAGUUCAUCCUCAUCAAGGGCCAGAUGGACAUCGGCAGCGAGGACUGCAAGUUUCCAGCGCGGGCUCACGUCACCCUCACAGGCAUCCGCGGCUCUUACAAAGUGACCCUGGGCGAACACCUGUUCGGAGAGAAGUUUAUCGGGGUGGCCCCGGGUGGCACACUGGAGAUGCACGGGGAGGAGAAACUUCCCUGGACCAAGCUGACCAAGACGCUGCCCAAGCUGGACGCUAGCCAUGGCCUCCUGUACGAUCAUUUGACCAGCAAGCAUAAAGAUGAAGGCAGCUGGAAGGAUGGCAUCAACGCCUACAUCUUCGACGGCAACACCGGCAACUUCAUACAGUUUGCGUCUUAUUAUCUCGGGGAGUACGACAAAUACCAUUACAAGUCCGACCCAGCAGCCCUGGCUGGCCUCAUUAAUGACUUAAGUAGCACUCAAUGCAGCAUUAAACCCACACCCUCACUCACUCCAGGUGACCGUAUAUUCAUCACGUCCACGGACUACUUGUGGGAACAACUGGAGACGGCCACUGUGAAGAAAUGUACCACGUGUCGUCACGACCAAGUACAGAUUGACCUGGAAGCGGCCUACAUGCACUGGGGCGAGAUGAUAGACAGAGUGGAUGAGAGAGCGGAGGUGGGACUUCUCACUCGCAACAUCGUCAUCGAGGGCCGCAUGGAGAACACGUGCCCUCCUAGCAACGCCAACUGUGACACUUACAACUACGACACUUUUGGGGGUCACUUGAAGUUUGUGAGGGGGUACAAGAACGUCCACAUCGAGGGUGUGGAGCUGACGCACAUGGGUCAACAGUCAGAGAAAGGAUUCUAUCCGAUCCACUUCCACAUGUGUCACGACGUAGAUAAAGUUGGCGGCUAUUCAGACCCUGCGUGGGUCAGACAGAACUCCAUACACCACACUUUCAGCCGCUGUGUUACUGUACAUGGAUCACAUGGCGUAACUGUCCAGGACAACGUGGCCUACGACCACCUGGGGCACUGCUACUUCCUCGAGGACGGUGGAGAGAAGAGGAACGUCUUCGAUGGCAACCUUGGUGCGGCUACCAAACACGGAACAAUUCUGCCCUCUGAUAAAGAAAAUCCUGCGACAUUUUGGAUGACGUCACCACUGGUGUAUCUGAGAAACAACGUGGCCGCUGGUGGUAACGGUAUCGGGAUCUGGUAUGUGUUCCCAGAGGAGCCCCAAGGACCCUCCUAUGGUCUUGGGUUCUUGCAGCGGGGUGAGGCACGGCACACGGCGCUACUGGAGUUUAACAACAACGUCGGCCACUCCAACACUCACUAUGGUCUGUUCGUCGACAACAUCAUCAACCCUGACGACACGACGGGUGGCGACAACAUGUACGACCCCCGUCAGCAGCCACUCAACAAGACCUCGGCCCAGAAGGAAGUCCUCUUCUACAGGUUCACUGGUUACAAGAACCGUUACCAGAACGGCUGGAUAAGAGGGGGUCUUAUUCUGAUGGAUCACUCGUCGUUUGCUGACAGCGGCCGUGGGAUGACCUUUGCCAAGUAUGUACCUUUAUCGUUGUUGCAUUCAACCGGAAACCGGGUGUAUGACGGGAACGAGACAGUUCAUGGAUUUGGAAAUGACGAUGGGGACAAAACGUCUGCGUUCCGAGACUUGGAUGGCUCUGUGACUGGAUAUCCGGGAAGCACUGUGUUAAAACCCGGACCGUUCUUCCACAACGCCCGCUGCUACAGACGGGACAACUGGAAUAUGGAAAUCUGCCCACAAAGGUUCGGAAUGCUUAACCUCCGCCUGAUAAGUACAGAAGAUCAAGGCAAGAGUCAUCCAUUCGCUGUGCGAGAUGACAAUCCUUCAGCGAGAAUGGACGAGACUUGGCACUCCUCCGCUGGAUUCCCCGUGGCUCUCGGCGGCGACCACAGCUACACCAUACACUGGAAGGGACGGGUUCCCAGGGCGUUUGAGCUGAAGGGAGAAGGAGUGGAGAAGGGGGACUGGGUGCGGUUCGGUGUCUGUUUCCCCCGGAAUGGCAAGUUCCACUUCACGAUGUACUACCCAGUCUACCGGGACGACACCGGCUGGGUUGGACACUACUGGAAGCGGGUUUCAAGCGUUGAGGACCUUGACCGGGACACUUCGGGUGGAGCUGUGUAUCAUGACAACACCACUGGGCUCUGGUUCUUUAAAUACAUGAACAUGAACGAUCGGCUGGAGAAUGAAACCCAUUCGUGCCCAGAGAGAUGCCCAAGCAUCAGGUUCGAGGUGUUAUCCGGCGACAUGAACGACGGCGACUGCACCUCCAGAGCCUACGGACCAUACAAGAGAGCCCCCAUUACGGGGAGCAAUGGUCUUCAUGCCAACAGCCUUCAGGUUACAUCCAAGGACCCACCACAGGGAUGGGGAGCGGGACCUACAAGACCUUUUGAGACUCGAACCUCGACAAACGGACAAGGUGGACAGUGGACAGCAUGGUCGCAAUGCUCUCAGUCUUGUGGAGGCGGACUUCAGACGAGGACUCGGUCAUGUGACGGUGCAGGAAGUACGGAGGACUGCCAGCGCCACCAUGUAGAAUACAGAGCCUGUAACACUGCAUUUUGUACCAGCCAGUUGUUGGGAUGAAUAACAAGAUUUAUUAUAUACCCAUUUAAUCAUACGAUAACAACACAGCCGAACAAUAGGGCAAGCUUUGGCGAAUUCGAAUUUCACUCCCAUUUGAAAUCUUUGAGGCAUUAAAGUUAUUAAGUGGAAA